AUGGACAACCCCAGGGAUACGCCAGGGAAAGCGAGCCGGUGGUUUGGGGUCGCGCAGUCUAAAUCGGCCAAGACGAACGUGAAUAUCCUUCACCAAGAGGAGUUGAUAGCGCAGAAAAAGAGAGAAAUUGAGGCCAGACUGGAGCAGCAAGCGAGACAGAAUUACCUGAGCAUACAACAGCUACCUCUGUUUGGAGAAGAUGACGGUACUGACAAUGAAGCCUGUGUUUCCAACAAGUUUGUUAAUGAUGGCAGUUUCCUCCAGCAGUUUCUCAAGCUGCAGAAGGAAAAGUCAAGUUCUGAACCUCCCCCAAGUUCUACUAAUAACUCGGCAAACACUUCUGCACCAAAUGUUGGGAAGAAACCUAUGCUGUUUGGGAAGCGCCCCGGUCAGGUCCUGAGCAGCAUGCUGCAGCAAGCGAAGAACUACUCCCAUUCCAAACAGACCCCAGUCGUUAACCGCCUCAGUGUGUUUCAGUCGCCGGAUGAAGAUGAGGAGGAAGAUUAUGAGCAGUGGUUGGAAAUUAAAGUUUUACCCCCAGAGGAUGCGGAGACCCGACAAGUGGUGGAAAAGCUGGCUAGGUUCGUGGCUGAAGGGGGACCAGAAUUAGAGAAGGUCGCUAUGGAAGACUACAAGGAUAACCCAGCUUUUUCGUUUUUGCAUGAUAAGAACAGCAGAGAAUUCCUUUACUACAGAAAGAAAGUGGCAGAGAUAAGAAAAGAGAAUCAAAGUUCUCAGGCAUCCUCUUCUCAGAAAGUUUCACCCCCAGACGACGAAGAGACAAAGAACUCUGCUGAGAAACUGGCCAGGUUCAUAGCAGACGGGGGUCCCGAGGUGGAAGCUAUUGCCUUGCAGAACAACCGAGAGAACCAUGCUUUCAGGUUUUUAUAUGAGCCAAACAGCAAAGGCUACAAGUAUUACCGGCAGAAACUGGAGGAGUUCCGUAAGGCCAAAACCAGCACUGUGUGUGCCCCCUUGCCUGUAGAGUCCAGUCUGAAAAGGAAGACCAGUCCCGAGGCAUCACCAUCACCUUUGUGCUUAUCGUCUUUGCCUUUGCCCUUGCCCACAGCUACAACUGCUGCUGCAACAACAACUACAGCUACUGCUACAGGCACUACUAAAAAGAAGCGGAAGAGCAGGUGGCCAGAGGAGGACAAGGUUGAAUUGCCCCUCCCGCAGCUCGUCCAACAGCUGGAUUCUCCUUCUCCUCUUUCAGUUCAGGACCUCAAGGGUCUUGGUUAUGAAAAAGGGAAACCGGUUGGUUUGGUGGGUGUGACGGAGCUCUCCGAAGCCCAGAAGAAACAGCUGAAGGAGCAGCAGGAGAUGCAGCAGAUGUAUGAUAUGAUCAUGAAGCACAAGCGAGCCAUGCAGGAGAUGCAGAUGAUGUGGGAAAAGGCAAUUCAGCAGCACCAACACGGCUAUGACAGCGAUGAAGAGGUGGACAGUGAGCUGGGAACGUGGGAGCACCAGCUUCGACGCAUGGAGAUGGACAAGACGCGAGAGUGGGCUGAGCAGCUGACCCAGAUGGGCAGAGGGAAACAUUUCAUCGGAGACUUUCUUCCACCUGACGAGCUGGAGAAAUUCAUGGAGACGUUCAAGGCAUUGAAGGAAGGACGUGAGCCAGAUUAUUCUGAAUACAAAGAGUUCAAACUGACUGUGGAAAACAUAGGUUAUCAAAUGCUAAUGAAGAUGGGCUGGAAGGAAGGCGAGGGACUUGGCUCGGAUGGACAGGGGAUUAAAAACCCAGUCAGCAAGGGAACUACUGCCGUGGAUGGAGCUGGUUUUGGCAUUGAUCGUCCCGCCGAGCUAACCAAGGAGGAUGACGAGUACGAGGCAUUCCGUAAACGAAUGAUGCUCGCCUACCGCUUCCGGCCAAAUCCAUUGAACAAUCCACGACGACCUUACUACUGAGAAUGUUUUUGGGACAAUGUAUUUUCAAAACAAUUGUAAUUUUACUGUGAAAUGUUAUGAAACUGCAUUAUCAUUCUCUUAUUUGCUAAUAUUGUAAAAUUUAUUGAAGUCACAAUUCCAUCUCUCACCCAGAAGAAAGGCCUGCAAGCCCACUCACUGCACACUCGAGUGUCAUGACAACCGUGUCGUAACAAGGCCUGGGUGGUAUUCAGAGAGGAGAGCAGAGCAGGUGAGAACGGAGAUCUUUACCCGGCGCCCUGCUGACAGUGGAAGGGUAGCACCAAAGAUACCAAUAAGAAUAGUUCAGGGACUCCAUUCGUGUUUAGCUCAGUGCCAUGUUACAAGGAAUGCAUUUUUUUGCCUAACGGCAGUUCCUCUGUUGUUCAGAUACGCAGCUUGUGCUGCUCGGGG
Messenger RNA from Gymnogyps californianus (California condor), 2322 nucleotides. RefSeq names its product SURP and G-patch domain containing 1 (gene SUGP1). Gene Ontology annotation, molecular function: RNA binding. Gene Ontology annotation, cellular component: nucleoplasm. The record is from RefSeq and is a predicted model, not a curated record. Gene Ontology annotation, biological process: RNA processing. NCBI's taxonomy places the organism in Eukaryota, Metazoa, Chordata, Aves, Accipitriformes, Cathartidae.